CAACCGAGACACCCGGGGCUCACAGCAGCCUCUCCACGUUUCCAAGUAAAUGCCAACAGGCCACUACUUGAUUUUCUACUCCGCUGUCAUUGGCGAGAUGCAGUGCCUGUCAUGCUGGGCCACAGGCAUGGACUUUCCCUGCAGUAUCCACCAUCAGAAGCUCGCUCUCGUCCUGCUUCCCCCAUUGGAGUUCCAUGUUGCCAUUCUCUACCCGCCUGCAAUCAACACUGAACGCCCCUUCUUUUCUCGGCUUUGCUUAGCGACGGCAUUGGCUGUCAGGAACAGGAACGACCACCACGGCCGAAGAGAAGUGUCGGCCAAGAGACCGAACAGGAUUUCUGACUUUUAUGUAUAAUUUGAGUUUUUAAUUAACAUAUACAUUGUCUUAUGUAUUAGAAAGACCAUUCAGAAUGACAUUGAAAAGCGCCCGCGUACGUUUUUGUGUUUCGUUCGACACCGUGGAGCUCAAGGGGGAUAUGUGCCUGACUUAUCUUGAUAGCCAUUUUUUGCAGACAAAGAGAACUGUUGAGUAGUGUUUAUAAAAGACAAAAGGGUCUUGGUCUCCUAUCCAUGGAGAAAGUGGGCAAGAUGUGGAGCAACCUGAGGAUCCGAUGCCAGACCCUCUUCCACAGCGACGGUGCGGGACCCAGUACAGAGAACAGCGUGGUGGAGGUGGACUGUAUGCACUGUGUGGUGGACCUGGGACGGGGAGACAAUUCAGGCGAGGCCCAGGCUUCUCGGGCCUCUAGCCUGUCCCGAAGCCUCUUGCCGCUCCCCAUGGUUACUGGAGGACGACGUCACAACUGUGUGUCGGAAAUCCCCCAGAUAGUGGAGAUCACCAUAGACAGCAAAGACAGUGAGGAUGCGAGGGGGGGUCGUGGAGGAGUCCCUGUGGCACGGAGAGACUCGUACUCACGCCAUGCACCUUGGGGGGGCAAGAAAAAACACUCAUGUUCCACAAAGACUCAGAGCUCCAUGGAUACAGACAGGCGGUCAGGGCGCGCGCGCGGGGCCGCUGGCCGGAGGGAGCGUCGUUACGGGGUCAGCUCUAUCCAGGAAAUGGGGGACUCUGGGGGCGGGGGUUGCAGUCUGAGCGCCCGUUCCCUGCGCCAGCGGCUUAGCGAUACAAUGGGCCUGUGUCUCCCCCUGCCCCGCCGCCGCUCGCGCUCUUCCAAGACCCCCACCAUCUCGAAGCGCAAGAUCCACCUAACAGAGCUGAUGCUGGAGACCUGUCCCUUCCCCCAGGGCUCGGACUUGGCCAACAAGUGGCACCUGAUCAAGCAGCACACAGCGCCCGUCAGCCCGCAUUCCUCCACGGCUCUGCUUGACGCCUUCGACACCGCCCACCCCUCCCCCGAGGACGAGGAGGAGCGUCUGCGCGAACGCCGCAGGCUCAGCAUUGAAGAGGGAGUCGACCCCCCACCCAACGCCCAGAUCCACACCCUUGAGGCCUUGGCGCAGGGCUCCUCUCUAUACAAACUGGGACCAAAGAUGGCCCCCGGCAUUGCAGAGGCCUCUGGGGAGGCCCGGGGCGCCGCGGCCUGCUGCUCAGGAGGGGGGGUAUCGGUGCAGGUGCUCGGGGGGGCUACAGCCCAGUUGGCUGACUGUGACUCGGAGGAGGACUCAACUACACUAUGCCUGCAGGCCCUGAGGCCCAAGCAGCGGCACGCGUCCGGGGAUGGCAAUCUGAGCCGGAACCAGCCUGGGCCAUGGAAGGUGCACACCCAGAUCGACUAUAUCCAUUGCCUGGUACCGGACCUGCUGCAGAUCACUGCACUGCCCUGCUACUGGGGCGUGAUGGACCGCUAUGAGGCGGAGGCGCUGCUGGAUGGACGGCCCGAGGGCACCUUCCUGCUGCGCGACUCGGCCCAGGAGGACUACCUGUUCUCGGUCAGCUUUCGCCGCUACAACCGCUCGCUGCAUGCCCGCAUCGAGCAGUGGAACCACAACUUCAGCUUCGACGCCCACGACCCCUGCGUGUUCCACUCAUCCACCGUCACAGGCCUACUGGAGCACUACAAGGACCCCAGCGCCUGCAUGUUCUUUGAGCCGCUGCUCACGGCGCCACUCCACCGGGCCUUCCCUUUCGGCUUGCAGCACCUGGCACGCGCCGCCAUCUGCCCCCGGACCACGUACGACGGCAUCGGCGGCCUGCCACUGCCCCCGGCCCUGCAGGACUUCCUCAAGGAGUAUCACUACAAACAGAAAGUGCGUGUGCGCUGGCUGGAGAGGGAGCCGCCACUCAAGAUCAAAUAGUGGCGGGGCUCUGGCUGCCUGUGCAUGCAGCCGCGGGCUUAGUCAAAACAGGAAAAACUCCCAUCCAAUCAGGAGAGGUAAUACUGAACAUGGCACUUUUCAGUCAAGCGGGGAGGGGUAACUGGAGGGGAGGAGUUGGGUAAAGUGAUCGAUCCAAGAUUCAUUCUAAUCUCUUUGUUUUACUUAUUACUACUUACAUCACAUGGAAUACAUAUCUAUUAUAUUCAGUAUAAUGCUGUCUGGCAAGCACAUUUUUACUAUUGAACAGAUUCUGAAAGGGAGAGCACAAGCCUUCAUGCUUGGUCUCCCUCUCUCCUCUUUCAUUCUGUCAAGUGUCUGCCUGAUCCCACAGCAUGAGCUGCCUGCAUGGCCCCCCUCCCCCAGUCUCUAUCUAGGCCCACAUGGUUAGCUAGCUAUGUUGUACAGUCACUCAUACUUUCUAUCCUUCCUUUUUUUUCCUGUUGCUUGAUCAAGCAACUAGAAGAAUGCCUGGCGGGCAUCGUGAGGCUUGAGGUGUGGAGUUGACAGUGGCUUUACUGGAGAGAGAGGGGGGUGGGUGG
Molecule: messenger RNA, 2816 nt
Organism: Salvelinus sp. IW2-2015
Lineage: Eukaryota; Metazoa; Chordata; Actinopteri; Salmoniformes; Salmonidae
Gene: socs5b
Product: suppressor of cytokine signaling 5b
Biological process (GO): phosphatidylinositol phosphate biosynthetic process; intracellular signal transduction
Cellular component (GO): phosphatidylinositol 3-kinase complex
Molecular function (GO): 1-phosphatidylinositol-3-kinase regulator activity
Source: RefSeq, a predicted model, not a curated record